Molecule: messenger RNA, 1050 nt
Organism: Uncinocarpus reesii 1704
Lineage: Eukaryota; Fungi; Ascomycota; Eurotiomycetes; Onygenales; Onygenaceae
Product: 3-methyl-2-oxobutanoate hydroxymethyltransferase
Exons: 2
Coding region: 1-1050 (349 amino acids)
Biological process (GO): pantothenate biosynthetic process
Cellular component (GO): mitochondrion
Molecular function (GO): magnesium ion binding; 3-methyl-2-oxobutanoate hydroxymethyltransferase activity
Source: RefSeq, a predicted model, not a curated record
AUGGCUUUCCGCUCUCCUUUCUGCGCUAUGCGCUCGGGUCGCUCACUAAUCCCUAUUGCCCGGCAUUGGACUACACCCUCGUCACCGUCGCUAGCGUUUGCAGCAGCUGUCCUGCCCUCCACCGUUCCUCAAGCAGACCAGAGGCGUCAUAGUUCUCAUUCUCCAAUGGGGGCAACCCCUAUUAACCCCCGGAAGAAGGUCACCGUCAAGACCCUACAGUCGCUUCACAAGAAGAAUGAGCCAAUUACCAUGCUGACUGCCCAUGAUUUCCCGAGUGCCCAUGUGGCUGAGGCGGCGGGCAUGGAGAUGGUGCUUGUUGGCGAUAGCCUGGCUAUGGUUGCGUUGGGAAUGGCGGAUACUAGCGAGGUGUCAUUGGAGGAGAUGAUAUUGCAUUGCAAGAGUGUGUCAAGGGCAGUCACAACAGGGUUUACUGUCGGUGAUAUGCCGAUGGGAUCGUAUGAAGUCUCGCCUGAACAGGCUCUCCAAACUGCCAUUCGCCUUGUUAAGGAAGGUAGAGUACAAUCCGUGAAGCUUGAAGGCGGAUCAGAAAUGGCACCAACGAUAAAGCGGAUUACUCAAGCCGGCAUCCCCGUCGUUGCCCACAUUGGCCUCACCCCACAACGUCAGAAUGCUCUAGGCGGCUUUCGUGUUCAGGGCAAAUCUACAGCAGAGGCCAUUAAAUUCUUCCACGAUGCCCUGGCUGUCCAAGAAGCUGGGGCAUUCAUGGUGGUGCUGGAAGCCGUUCCUGCUGAGAUCGCGAGUAUUGUCACGAAGAAGUUGAAGAUACCCACUAUCGGAAUCGGUGCAGGGAAUGGCUGUUCAGGCCAAGUGCUUGUCCAGGUAGAUAUGGCUGGAAAUUUUCCCCCAGGAAGAUUCCUGCCGAAAUUUGUGAAAAAAUACGGUGACGUGUGGGGCGAGAGCUUGAGGGCGAUUGAGCAGUAUAAGAAUGAAGUCAAGAGUCGAGAAUACCCGGCAAAGGAGUAUACAUAUCCUGCGCCAAAGGAGGACGUGGAAGAGUUUCAGAAGUUUGUUGAUGAGACGACUGGAUGA